CCUGUUCCUUGCGUGGGGAGUCUCCGGGAUCUCUCUCUGUCACCUCACAGUAGUCGUUGCUGGUCGCGGGCGCGGGGGCGCGAGUAGCGCAGGGCCGCUUCUCCCCCGCCCUCAGGCCGGGCCCGGGCUCGGUCUCCCGCACCCUCCUCUCCCCACCCCGGUCGGGUACCGGAAGGUCCAAGUCGCUACUGGGUGCCCGAGGGCCAUCGUGGCCGCCGCCACGGGUCCUGAUGGAGCCGCCGAAUCUCUAUCCGGUGAAGCUCUACGUGUACGACCUAUCCAAGGGCUUGGCCCGGCGGCUCAGCCCCAUCAUGCUGGGGAAACAACUGGAAGGCAUCUGGCACACCUCCAUAGUUGUCCACAAGGAUGAGUUCUUCUUCGGCAGUGGCGGUAUUUCCAGCUGUUCCCCGGGAGGGACAUUGCUUGGGCCCCCAGACACUGUGGUUGAUGUGGGGAACACAGAAGUCACAGAAGAAAUCUUUCUGGAAUACCUGUCCUCCCUGGGGGAGUCUCUUUUCCGAGGAGAAGCCUACAACUUGUUUGAACACAACUGUAACACCUUUAGCAACGAAGUGGCGCAGUUCCUGACAGGGCGGAAGAUCCCUUCUUACAUCACAGACCUGCCCUCUGAAGUUCUCUCCACGCCCUUUGGACAAGCGCUUCGGCCCUUCCUGGACUCCAUCCAGAUCCAGCCUCCCGGAGGGAACUCUGUGGGCAGACCCAAUGGCCAAAGCUAACAGGACUGCACGGGACCGCCCGCCUCUCCAGGGCUUUUCCUUUUUAAACAAAACAAACCCUACCAGAUUUCUAUUUUAUAAUUUUACAUCAGAGCUAACGGGGACGGCUUUUUAAAUUUCCCAGGGAAGGAGCUUGUAAGGCUGCACGUAGGACAACGCUCCUGAGAAACAGAACCAAUGCCAUCCCUUCUAAUAGUAUUAUACUAAUUUAUUAAGGCUGUCUUGUCUGUGAGUUCACUUUUGACGCUGUUGCCUAAGCGUCCUCUACACUGGAGAAAGAGGGGUACUUGUUUAAACAGAAAGCAAGAGUCACACAAUCUGGGAGAACCCCGUCCUGGACCCUUUCCAAGGGAUACCCAUAUUCCACCCACACCUUUGGGCCCUAGAUGAGGUUUUUUGGUUUUUGCUUUUUGGGUUUCUUUGUUUUUUGUUUUUUUUUUUUGGUGGGGGAGGGGUUCAAGACAGGGUUUAUCUGUGUAGCCCUGACUGUCCUGGAACUCACUCUGUAGACCAGGCUGCUCCCAAGUCACAGAGAACCACCUGCCUCUGCCUCCUGAGGGCUGGGAUUAAAGGUGUGCUCCACCACCACCUGGCCUGGGUGAGCUUUUCUACUGUCUAUAACCCUGGAGCAGCCGCCCUCUAGCCGCAAAUGAACCAGAGGGUCGGGUGCACACGGGGCCAGCUGUAGGCUGACCAACUCGACCUAAAUGAACUCUUUAGCUACAAGUUUGCUCCCUUUUCCCCAAACAAGGCCACAGGCUGGAGCUGGAACAGCCAUAGCCUCAGGAUCAAAGGACAGUGGCAGCGAGGAUCAGGGCAGAGAAGACAGGGUAAAGCCAUUCCUCCUCCUCCUCCUAGUGCCAGUCCUCUCUGCCUGCCCCUAAACUGCUCUUCCUCAGCAAUAACUUGACCUGUCCCUCUUAAUGAAGGUCUAGGCUGCAGUGACAGAGACCUGGGCCUUCUCUCUGCAAAUAAUAGCAUCAGUUUAUUUAUAGUCAAUAGAACUAGCCACCGAAAUGGUAUGAAUUUGUCAGCUAGGGGACAGGAUCGUUCCCUCUAAGAACUGGUCUCUGAUAUAGAGUACCAUAAUGGUUCAAAUUCAAAGGUGGCAAGAAAAUUUAAGAGUUGUCUCCGAUAGGGACUUCCACGUUAUCCUUAAAGUAUCAUGAACAGACAUUAUCUCCAUUGUCAUUCUGACCUUAAGAGGUGUGAUUGGGGUAAGUGGGCCAUUUCCUAGUGAUGUGCUCCUAGGAUUCAUCAGCAGGAAUUGUCUAGAAGUCUGUGAUCUGGACUCUAGGAGGAACCUAAUGUUCCCUUUCUUGGUGUCAGCCUCCUAGCUAAUUUGGGAACUGACAGGAUAUGGAAGGGGAUGCAGAGCAGGCACCUGAGACUCUGUUCCACAUCCAUGGGAGCCUCUGGUAUGGUUUCCUACCACUUCUGAAACUUGAGCUCCAUUGCUCCUUCCUCCUGAGAAGCUGCUGCUGCUACUGGCUUGGACCUGCCCAUACCCUGCUGACCUUGCCAGUAGCCAUAUGAGUUGGCUUCAUCAGGAUGUCUGCCUCAGCGCUGACCUGUUGCCUGACCAGGGUCAAGUCCAGCUGGGAAGGCAGGUGGUGAUUUGGAACUUGAAGGUUGGAGUCAGAUAGGUUUCACUCAAGACUCAAUGGUUUGCAAGUGCACAGUGCAAUAACAAAUUAGAGUGGAAACCAACAGGGAUUGUUUACUGUGGGUCUGUUGACAGAAUGGGGCCCAGAAGGAUGAGUGUUCAAAGCUUGGCUUCUGGGUGGGUAGAGGUUGCUGGGAGCCAUCACUUUUUCAUUUGCCUGGCCCCAGCAGCUAGCAUCUCUACCCAGAGCGCUCGCCUCUCUCCUGCCAGGUGCUGGACUGAUUUUCCCACACGACCAGAUUCAUCUGGUUUUCCUCCUUGCGCAGUGACUCACAGGCCAUGGUAUUCUGAGAGUUUGCCUUAGAAUCUUAGUCAUUUGCUUGCUUGAAUCAGCAGCCGUCUUGUGCUAAUGCCUGUGCCUGUGGCUUGCAGGGAGAAAGGACUGAGUUUCUCAGAACCCGCAGGGAGGCAAGCUCUUCCCUCCCCUAUGCAAAUCCAUUGUCACCUGAGUCCCAGGCCAGGAGCCCCGCGUCCCAGCUUCACACAUCUCUGUUCCAGUAUCUCAGGAGCAUACUAUUAAUGACCAGCUGACUCCACCUGGGCGUGUACAAGUGCGCUGAAGGAGUCCUGUUGUUGAUGUCACAUGACACACCCCUGUGGAGGUCCAGUGGUCAGGGGACGAGGGAAGUGGAGCAUAAGACCAUUGUUCUCUCUUAGACGAAAUGGAAGUGUGUUCUUUAGAGAUUCCUUCAUGACUUCCUUGGACUCAAACUAUGUCUAAUACAGAGGUGUUUGGUGGCUUUUCUAAUGCAAUAAACUCACUCGUGCUGCUG
Chionomys nivalis (European snow vole) is the source of this 3176-nucleotide messenger RNA. RefSeq names its product desumoylating isopeptidase 1 (gene Desi1). The coding region runs from base 231 to 737 and encodes 168 amino acids. The record is from RefSeq and is a predicted model, not a curated record. Gene Ontology annotation, biological process: protein modification by small protein removal. Gene Ontology annotation, molecular function: peptidase activity. NCBI's taxonomy places the organism in Eukaryota, Metazoa, Chordata, Mammalia, Rodentia, Cricetidae. The transcript is spliced from 6 exons.